Metarhizium robertsii ARSEF 23 is the source of this 354-nucleotide messenger RNA. RefSeq lists its product as uncharacterized. The record is from RefSeq and is a predicted model, not a curated record. Lineage: Eukaryota; Fungi; Ascomycota; Sordariomycetes; Hypocreales; Clavicipitaceae. The coding region runs from base 1 to 354 and encodes 117 amino acids. The transcript is spliced from 2 exons.
AUGGUCAACUUCAUCCCCCUCGCCGUCCUUGCCAUGGCCAGCGUUGCCGUCGCCGCGCCGCCUCCCCCCAACGGCAGCGUGUGGUGGCACACUUGCGGAAACUGCAAGUGUGGCCACUCGGGAGCCUAUGAAAACUUCAAAGGCGACACGGGCUGCCUGCGGUUCGACCCCAACCAGGACAUUAGAGCCGCUGGCCUCACGCGCCACGGACGCCUUCAAACGACUUGCAGUCUCUUUACAAGCGACAAUUGCUCUGGAAAGGUUGCCCAGAGCAUCGGAGUCGCAGGCGGUACAUAUGCCUGCACUGCCUUUAACCAGAAUACGAAGAGCAUUCGAUGCUACUACGACGUCUGA